Diorhabda carinulata is the source of this 907-nucleotide messenger RNA. RefSeq lists its product as uncharacterized. The transcript has 5 exons. NCBI's taxonomy places the organism in Eukaryota, Metazoa, Arthropoda, Insecta, Coleoptera, Chrysomelidae. The record is from RefSeq and is a predicted model, not a curated record. The coding region runs from base 349 to 843 and encodes 164 amino acids.
AGAUUCGUUCCUUCAAGGUUUGAAAUACAUGCGUUACAGUGUACAAUUGUUAACCAACAGAAUUAGUGCGAGCGUUUAAUUAAUCGGACAUUCUCGUUGGAAACUCCACUGUGAAAAACUGUGAAACGAACGGUACGGAAUCAUUAAAACUUGAUUGAUUUUUUGGUAAAAAAAAAUAUUAGAGAAAGUACAAACAACUUAUAAUAUUUUUCACAUUUCUUCAGUAGUUCAAUAUACAAUUAACUCGAAUAGAUGAUUUGUUUUGAUGUGGUGAUUGUGAUUUUUUGUUUUAUCAGUGAAACAAAUUCGUAUAGAAAGACUAAAACAUUCGAAAAACCAACAUGAAAAAUGGUCAUUUUUAUAAACAAAGCGCUAGUCAUUUUCUUAUUGAUAAGAAAUGGUUUAUUAACACCUAUAGUGGAAUACGAUAAAGCCUCUAAAUAUGAAGAAUAUAUCAUUGAACAUGAGAUUUCAAGUGGGCAAGCUAAAAAUACCGUCCUAAGUAUGAACUUAGAUGCCAUAACCAUUCCCCCGGGCUGUCAAAAAUGUAGCGAGAAAGACCAGCGUUACUGUUUGGGAGCUGAUCUUAUUAGUGAUCAUUGUUGUUGUGAUAAAAAGUACCAUGAAUAUUUUCCGUACAUACCGCACACUUGUUACUUUGGUAGUCAAUUAUGUUCAACUGUAGCUGACGAUUGUAUAGAAUAUCAUCGACUACGUACCUGUUGUUGUCAAAAGUAUGCUGCAUUUAAAUGGAAGGCUAAAUCUAAUGGUGUGCGUAUUACGGGAGAUAAAGUCAAUAUAUCUAGAUUAUUUUUAUUUUUAUAUUUAUUUUAUGUUAAAUAAUACCAAAGAUGAAAUAUGUAUGAUGUUUAUAAAAACAAUACUAAAUAAAAGCUUUUGAAUCAUU